Molecule: messenger RNA, 717 nt
Organism: Anopheles marshallii
Lineage: Eukaryota; Metazoa; Arthropoda; Insecta; Diptera; Culicidae
Product: dnaJ homolog subfamily C member 30, mitochondrial
Exons: 1
Coding region: 1-717 (238 amino acids)
Source: RefSeq, a predicted model, not a curated record
AUGAAUAGAAAAUGGUUAACAGCAGUAGAUGCAUUUCCUAGAAUGUUUCCUUCUCGUCAUCCGCUAAACGGUUGGGUCGGUCGAGCAAUUCUGCUGAGAUAUUUCGGUUCAGCGAAACGAUGGAUCAGCUGUUCCGCGGCGUUCCGCAGAAGUCACUACGAUUCGCUAGGCGUGACAGCGAAUGCGACCCAGAACGAUAUUAAGCAGGCGUACUAUAAGCUGUCCAAACUGUACCAUCCGGACAAAAACAAGGGCAGCGAAAUAGCGGCCGAAAAAUUCCGGGACAUCACGGCAGCGUACGAGAUCCUAGGGAACUAUCGGUUGAGGAAACUGUACGACAAGGGUAUUCUACAUACGGCCGGCCGACAGUUUGCGAGCGAAGCGACUGAGGCAGCAGAGCACACUGAGGACGAUGCUCAGACUCGGUUCUAUAAGAAACGCAUGAGUCGGGCUCAUGCUCCGACGGCAACGGGUCGAACACCGAUCUACGACUUCGACGAGUGGGCCCGUAGCCAUUACGGGUCGAGGUUCGACCAAAAGAUAAAGGCGGAGGAGCGGUUUAGGAAAAAGGCUGAGAGGGAAGAGAUUUUCAAAACCCGCUUGCAGCAUGAGUACAUCAUAUAUCCGCUGUUAUUUUUUUGCAUAGUGUACUGUGUGAUAGUGUUCCAAGAGGGUACCUACGAUACUCCCAAACCGGUAACGAAAGAUGAGCCUUGA